Messenger RNA from Geodia barretti, 1239 nucleotides. Lineage: Eukaryota; Metazoa; Porifera; Demospongiae; Tetractinellida; Geodiidae. The record is from the annotation of a GenBank genome assembly.
AUGACCACUGGCGUCCACGCUUCCGCCGUCGCUCCCUUCGACAUCGCCGGCUUGCAGAACCUCGGCAUCCCCGCCUUGCCGGCUGAUCGCGAAGCCCUGCGCCUCCACCUGCUGGACGCCAUCGCGCGCAUUCGCCCCGUCCUGGAAGCCGACGCCGAGGCCAACGACGCUGCGGAGACUCUGGCGUGGUCAUCCGUUGUCGCCCUGUACCGUGAGGGUCUGCUGUCCCUCAAGGUCCCUCGCGAGCUGAGCGGCCCCGAGGUCGAUCCGCACCUCUACCUUGAGCUCUGCGACGAGCUGUCCUACAUCAAUCCGUCGGCCGGUUGGUGCGCGUUCAUCAACAGCACCAGCGCCGCGUUGCUCGGAGCGUUCCUGCCCGACGCCGGCGCCCGACGCGUUUUCCCCGACGGCAGUAUGCCCAUCGCCUCCGGUGCGCUGAUCCCUCGCGGACAGGCAACCCCGGUGGAUGGCGGUUGGCGGGUGACCGGGCAAUGGCCCUUCGCCAGCGGUUCGGCCCAUUCCUCCUGGCUGUUGGCCGGCUUCCGCAUCAUCCGAGACGGCCAACCCGGGCCGGAGCACAUGGUGAUGGCCGCUUCCAUUCACGACGUUCAGUUCCUGGACAACUGGCAGGUCAUGGGCCUCAAGGGCACCGGCAGUCGCGAUUUCGUGGUUGACGAUUAUUUCGUGCCUUCGGACAUGGCCUUCGACCUGCUCACCAGCGACCCACGAAAGGGCGGGCCGCAGUUCUGGCUGGGCCGGCCCGGUUUCGUCACCCCGGACCACGCCGCCUUCGCCCUGGGCGUCGCCCGCCGCGCCCUGGAUGAGAUCGCCCUGCAGGCCGGAUCCUACCGCCGCGGCUACCUGACCUCAACCAUCUCCCAGCGCGGCUCGCUGCAUCGCGACCUUGGUCGUUGCGACCAGCAGCUCCGCGCCGUCCGCGCCCUGUGCCGCGAGGUCCUGGACGAAGCCUGGCAGUUCUGCCUGCGCGGAGAACGCCCCGACCUGGAACGCCAGCUCCGCCUCCGCGGCGCCUGCGCCUACGCCACCGACGUCGCCUGCGAGAUCGCGACCACCGCCUUCCGCUACGGCGGCGGCAGCGCCAUCUACAACGACCGCGUGCUGCAACGCUGCAUGCGCGACAUCAACGCUGCCGCCCAGCACUUCAUGGUCAACACCAGCGCCUACGACAACCUCGGCCAGUUCCGCCUCGGCCUCCCCAACGUCAACCCCAUGGGGUAG